CUCUCCAUCCCCUUCAUCCCUCAUCCUCUGUGCGCAUGCGCCCUGCAUCCCUGCUCCACGGCAGCAGCAGCGUGGCGGUGACGUCAGCAGGUCCGGGAGGGAGGAUGAGCAGCAGCGGCAGCCUGAACGCACGAGCGAGGAAAAGACAGCAGAGAUAAAGAGCAGCAGCAGCGCUGCAGAGUCUCCAGCACAGCGACCACCAGCACCCUCACCCUCUCCCCGCAGACAUGGAGCUGAAGAAGUCCAUCUCAGACGGAGAGAAGGCGCCCAGGAGCUACGGGGCCGUGCGCAACACGGACUGGAGCAAAGACAAAGCAGGUCAGAUGGACGUGUCCAUGGCCGAGAGCUCCAUGUCUCCAGAUGAGAUCGAGGUGGAGAUGGCCCGGAUCCAGCGGCUCAGGGAGGUGCUGGUCAGACGGGAGUCUGAGCUGCGAUUCAUGAUGGAUGAUAUUCAGCUGUGUAAAGACAUCAUGGCCUUGAAGCAGGAGCUCCGCAAGAUUGUAGUGGUUCCAGAAAAGGAAAAGAGCAAGAAGCAGCGGCAGAAGGAAGAAGAGCUGAUUCAAAAGAUCCACAAGCUGGUGGAGAAGAGGGAUUUCCUGGUGGACGACGCAGAGGUGGAGAGACUGAGGGAGCAGGAGGAAGAUAAGGAGAUGGCAGAGUUCCUCAGACUGAAGCUUAUGCCACUGGACAAGCUGGCCAGAGUCGCACAGAGUCCUGCAAAAGUGAAAAAGCCGAUCCCAGAGCCUCCCACGAACAAGCCCUCCAUCACCAAGACCAGCGUAGCCAUCAUUAAAGACUGCUGUGGAGCCACACAGUGUGCCAUCAUGUAAACUCCUCAUGUUUCUCUUCAGGCUACAGUCAGUAUGUUUCAGGAAAAGAUCUUACUUGGGGUUAAUCAGGUUGCUGUAGACACGUUUUCAUUUUUUUGUUUUCUUCGGAUUCAGCAGACUUGGUGCCAUCUUUGAGUUUGAGGCCAACAUGUUUUAGAAGUGCCAUUACUCACAUGAGAAUGGAUAAGCAUUUUCCACUCUAGAACUCUGUGCUACAUGCCUCUAAAACCUGGGGAACAUUAACGUGUACUUUAGCUCUAAAGAAAUUGGUCAGAACGCCGUACCGUGAUGAAACAUCCCAGUUAAUCCAAAAGAAUGAGAAUUUAAGUUCUUUUGAGUACUGGACGUUGAACAUAGAAGAACUUCUGAUGUUUUGUCUGGAUUUUUAUUGAACUUCAAUAAAUGGUAGCUGUUCCAGUGUCAGAAAUUAAUGAAGGCCUAAGUGCUUAAGUUCAUAAUAGGUCUCUCCAAAAAUAUAUAUAUAUUAGGGUUUUGUAUUAGCAAGAACUUGGUGAUACAAUACGCAUCAUGAUUCAAUAUAUCUAGAUACUGUAAGUAAAGACAAUUGUUUACAUAACAUAAAACACAAAAAUUGACUAAAAUAUAUAUUUUUCUUUUUAUCCAGUCAUGGCAAGAGAACAACACUGCUUGCUAGUGGUCAGAGUUCAAGCAACACUAAAUGAACCACUGUCUGACCCAAACUUUAUACAAUACAGUAUGAUAUAACAAUAUAUUGCAAUUCAAUACAAUAUAAAUAUGUUAUUGUGCUAUUAAUACAGAUGUGGUACAUUACAUUUUUUUUU
This is a messenger RNA of Astyanax mexicanus (Mexican tetra), 1633 nucleotides long. RefSeq names its product bMERB domain containing 1 (gene bmerb1). Gene Ontology annotation, biological process: negative regulation of microtubule depolymerization. The record is from RefSeq and is a predicted model, not a curated record. Gene Ontology annotation, cellular component: microtubule cytoskeleton. The transcript has 6 exons. The coding region runs from base 228 to 830 and encodes 200 amino acids. NCBI's taxonomy places the organism in Eukaryota, Metazoa, Chordata, Actinopteri, Characiformes, Acestrorhamphidae.